This is a messenger RNA of Acaulospora colombiana, 1605 nucleotides long. NCBI's taxonomy places the organism in Eukaryota, Fungi, Glomeromycota, Glomeromycetes, Diversisporales, Acaulosporaceae. The record is from the annotation of a GenBank genome assembly.
AUGGCUGGAGAGUAUCGAGGACAAAAGUACGUCGGUGGAGACCCACCAAAGAAAGACGCCUCCAACCUCGCGCGCAUCCGAGCAGUAUUCCUGUUGGCGGAUCUCUAUGUUCCUGAUGCAGAGAUGGCAAGGUAUUCUCGACAACAAGUAUUCCUUCUCGAUUCUCCGAACGGCAAAAAGAUAGCAUCGCCGCUCCAACUACGUUAUCGCAGCAAUGGCCCAACGCCGGGCGAAGAUAAACCACCCGCGACUACAGAUUCGCCUUUCAAUAGUCCCAUUCAGUCAGCCUUGUCACCCUUCGAUCCUCAACGUCCACGGGCUCUUAGUACGUCCAGUCCACUAGGAAUAGGACUGGAUCGUGCGGUAGAGUCGCUUUUUCCACAAGAGCUUCUGCUCCUGGCGGCCACUAAACUAGAAGCGGAUAUUUGGAGAGAAAAGCUUGGGACUGUGAAAAUCAAGGCUGAAGCCAGUCCAACUAGUGCCCACCCGAACAAGGCAUGUAUUCAAAUUGCACCUCCGGCUCUUACUGAUAGUUAUGUCUCAGAGCAUUUGACUUUGUUUGAAGACGUUAAAGGUAGACGGUACAUCUUACUGUGCAGUGAUGAUACGGAGGGAGGAGCUGUGAUUCGGGAUGACACAGGGGCUCUUCAGCCUUUGAUGGCACCAGCACAAGUCAAACAAUGCUUCAUCGUUUCUUCGAUGAGACUAGCUCUUCUCCUUGUGGGAAAGUCUCUUUGGUCCCUUAAACUAUCCGAGCUCACCGGUGCUGAUAUGGCUACACCAACUGUCAUCAAGAAUGGCGUCAAUUUUUUUCAUAUUGGAUAUCAUAGAGGUACCCUAUUAUUGGUUCUUGUCAGCGAGCUGGUAUGUAAUCCCUCAUUCCACCAACACUGUCCUGAUAAUGCCCCCGAUAUUCAGUCCAAGUCGACCCAGUUGAAGUGGUACACUUGUGUGACGCGGCCGUCUCGACCUACAUCUGGUUUUUUCGGUCGAAACAGCAAGCCGUUCAAGCAAUUGGGCGAACACGAGCUUCCCGGAAAACUUCACGGCGUAGAAGUUCUAGAUAAUGGUAUUAUGACCUUUGGAGAAGGUGUCAAGAUCAAACCACAAGAGCUUCCUCGGAUACCACUCGGCGCAUCCAGUCAGGUGGCCCAGCAGUGCCAGACGUCCAAACCUGUUGCUGCUACUCGAUCCGGCGACGAUUUUCUUCUCUGCUAUUCUGAUUUUGGAGUUUACGUCAAUCCAGCUGGUGAAAUUAUUGGUCGUACCAUUGAAUGGACGAGCAAUAAAAUCUCGAGCAUAUCCUUUGCAGGUCCAUAUCUCUUCUUGGUCUCGGAUUCUUCUAUCGAAGUGAGGCUAAUUGAGAAUGGCCGUAAGGUGGAAAUGAUCGAGGGUCGCUCCAUGAAACUUCUGCGAGGAAUGGAUGAAACCCGACUCUCAAGCUCAAAGGGGCAAGAACUGGCUGUGGAAACAGCAGCAGCAAGCGAUGAGACGGACGGAGAAGACGACACUGGAAUGCUUCAUUUCGCCACGCGUCCCGACGAUUCUCCAAUUGAUAUCGCGGUAAUGGAACUUGAAAUGGAUAUUUUGGACCUCUCGGCUUGA